Molecule: messenger RNA, 1647 nt
Organism: Phragmites australis (common reed)
Lineage: Eukaryota; Viridiplantae; Streptophyta; Magnoliopsida; Poales; Poaceae
Product: protein SRG1
Exons: 3
Coding region: 228-1511 (427 amino acids)
Source: RefSeq, a predicted model, not a curated record
CAAAUUCUCUGAAUGUUGUCAGUCAGGUUCAUCUUCAGUCAAUUGCCAUGGGAUCUCUACACGAGCAGCAUCUGAUCACGCCUCGUCACGGACAUAUCGGAAACAGUAUAUAUGCCUGCCACCACUGAGCUCACAUGGAUCCGACAUAGCACUGCGUUGGCUGAACCAGGAAGAUACAGUGCGAGAAAGUGGUCGAUCACAGUUCACAGAUGGCAGACGCAUGAAGAAUGGUAGGCCAGCCCCAACGCGUCCAUCUCUCCUUUCACCAAGGUAGUGACCAAGUUGGUGAUCAAAAUAGGACAAAGAAAUCAUUCUUGCCAAUAAAAAUGAACGGCUAUGACAAAUCUCGGUCCCUCUCUCUCUAUAUAGCCACCUCACAUAAACACACCACGAUCAUCUUGAUCUCUGUAAGAAGAUCUUGUCCAACAUAUGUCAUGGCGGCUAUGGUCGAGAUCAAGAUAGGUCAGGUUGAUGACGUCCAGGAGCUGCAACGGACGUGCCUGUCCACCGUGCCUGAGCGGUACAUCAGGGACGGGGACGACCGGCCGGACGGCGCCAACGUCUGCGCUCACGCGCGCAUCCCGGUGAUCGACGUCGGCGAGCUCCCGCGCUACGACGAGCUGAAGAAGCUUAGGCUCGCCUGCGAGGAGUGGGGCUUCUUCCAGGUUGUGAACCAUGGCAUCGAGGACGAGCUGCUGGACGAGAUGGAGAAGGUUACGAGGGAGUUCUUCAUGCUGCCGCUGGAGGAGAAGGAGAAGUACCCCAUGGCGCCGGGAGGCAUCCAGGGCUACGGCCACGCCUUCGUCUUCUCCGAGGACCAGAAGCUCGACUGGUGCAACAUGCUAGCGCUCGGCGUCGAGCCCGCCUUCAUCAGGCAGCCCAGGCUCUGGCCGACGACUCCGGCCAACUUCAAGGAGACUCUGGAGAAAUACUCCGUCGAGGUCAGGGGUCUGUGCCAGAGGCUGCUCGCGCACAUCGCCGAGACGCUGGGGCUGGCGCCGGGCAUGUUCAACGACAUGUUCGGCGAGGCGGUGCAGGCAGUGCGGAUGAACUUCUACCCGCCGUGCCCGCGGCCGGAGCUGGUGCUGGGGCUGAGCGCGCACUCCGACGGGAGCGCGGUGACCGUGCUCCAGCAGGACAUGUCGUGCGCCGGCCUGCAGGUGCUCAAGGACGGCGCCUGGGUGCCCGUCCAUCCCAUCCCGCACGCCCUCGUCAUCAACCUCGGCGACACGCUUGAGGUUUUAACGAACGGCAGGUACAAGAGCGUGGAGCACCGGGCGGUGACGAACGGCAAGCAGGAGAGGUUGUCGGUGGUGACGUUCUACGCGCCGGCCUACGACGUCGAGCUGGGCCCGCUGCCGGAGUUGGUGACCGACGAGGCGCCGUGCAGGUACCGAAGGUUCAACCACGGCGAGUACAGCCGCCACUACGUCACCAGCAGACUCGAGGGCAAGAAGACGCUCGAAUUCGCCAAGUUUAAUUCGAUCACGACUGCUCGUGAAGAAACCUGAAGUUGCAUAUAGUUUGGCCAAGUUGCCUCCAGUUAUUCGUGGAAGUUACAAAUUAAAUCCUGAUGAACUACUAGUCCUCUCUAUAGUACUCCUAAGUAUGACGAACCGUAUCCUCUCUCUCUCUCUCUCUCUCUCU